UAGCCAAGUAGUCUGCAUCAUAUAUUGAUGAUGCUUGCAUAUAACAAUCAAUUAUGUGCUUAAGUAACUUGGGGAAAUGGAUUUUGUUGCAUAUUUUAUAAUUAAAGCCUACCAUGAGCUUUGAUUACUCUUUACAAUUUCCUGUAUCUCACUAGUGUUACUACUGUUGCUACCAACAAUAUAAAUUAAAAACUUCUACCUCCGUGAUUCAUAACAAGCAUCACAUUUGGCAAUGGUGCCCAUUACCCUGGAGCAGAGCCUCACUCAAGCAUCUCCUGGUGACAGCAAAGUAAAGUCAGAAGCCUUAGAAAAUGUUGAUCCUCCACCAGUCCUCAAAGUUUCUGCUAUCUACAUCAAGGAGGAACUUGAGGAUGGAAAUGAAGAAGUAUACAUCAAAGAGGAACCAUUCUUAUAUGGAAAUGAGUCAUGUUCAACAGCACCUCUCAGCCCUGCACCUGUAUACUCCUCUUGUGUGCCAUGCAAGACGGAAGCUCAAGUUGAGGCUAACAGCGCCCUCCCAAAAUCAUCACAGAACAUUUUUGCUCUUUCUACAAAUCAGGUAAAUUAACUCAAUUUUCGUAAAGUUGGAGGAAUAGGCGUCCUGUUCUGACAGGUUUUUAUCAAUUAUUGGAUGACAGAUGGUUUUGUAGGUUUGUAGUAAAGUUUCCUAGUGUUGUCCAUUUGAUGUUCCCAAGAGAACUUAUGUCACGUUUUGCUUUUUGAGGAUUUUGCUGUUGCAGUUUUGUGUUGGGAGGCGAAACUGAGCACGAGAUCAAAGUUUAGGCCA
This is a messenger RNA of Hyalella azteca, 787 nucleotides long. RefSeq lists its product as uncharacterized. The coding region runs from base 233 to 568 and encodes 111 amino acids. NCBI's taxonomy places the organism in Eukaryota, Metazoa, Arthropoda, Malacostraca, Amphipoda, Hyalellidae. The transcript has 3 exons. The record is from RefSeq and is a predicted model, not a curated record.